UGUCCGGGCUCUACCCUACACAUCACGCCAAUGGCUACCCGUUGGAUCAGCAGCAUCCUGAUACUGUUAGCACUGUAUGGUGCCACCAGUGGAAAGGUGUAUCAGAAGUGUCCUUUGGCGCGUGCCCUGGAUAGUCUUCAAAUUUCCUCCCGAUCGUUCAUCUCAAACUGGGUUUGCCUGAUUAACGCCGAGAGUGGUGCUGAUACGAGCAAGAAGACGGCAAUCAACGAUCAGUGGUCGAGCUACGGGAUCUUUCAGAUCAGCAGCAAAACCUGGUGCCGAGAGGGCCGCAAGGGUGGUACCUGUAACAUGCAGUGUGAAGAUUUCCUCAACGACGAUCUGGCGGAUGAUGUCGAGUGUGCCAAGCUGAUCUUCAGCCGAGGUGGUGGAUUCGCGGCCUGGAAGGGUUGGAACUUACAACUGGACACUACCGGGAACAGAAUGGCAAAUCGCGCACUAAGUCUAGUUGGCCUGCUGGUAGCGGUGGUGCUGUUGCUGAGUACAACACCUAGCUACGGCAAAAUCUACACGAAAUGUGAGCUAGCCAAACAGCUGACGGCGAACGGUAUCAGCCGCACGUACCAGGGACACUGGAUCUGCCUGGCGAUCAAUGAGAGCGGACUGAAUUCGACCAAGGUGGUGGAGCUAACGAAUCUGAGCUCCAACUAUGGCAUCUACCAGAUCAACAGCAAGGAAUGGUGCCGUGAAGGGCGCAAAGGUGGCAAGUGCAACAUGAAGUGUGAAGACUUAGCAGCCGAUAGCGUCACCAAUGCCAUACAGUGCAGCAAAAUCAUUCAACAACAGAAGGGCUUCAAUGAAUGGAUAGUGUGGCAAAAGAAGUAAAGGCAAGGAUCUGCCCGAUAUUUCCAACUGUAAUGCUAUUGGCUAAGGGUCGAAUCGCGGUUCUGCGGUCAACACGAACUUAAUGAGCUUGGAAGUUCAUGAAAAUAAAUUUAGAAAUGUUAUUUACGAGAUCCCAACUAGCAGUGAGGCGUUUUCGUUACAAUUCAACAAAGUUGCUAGUGAAUCGAAUACACUUUGCUGGGCAUUUGAAAUAUACUGAUACGAUGUGCAUCUGAUAUGGAAUGAAUUGACAUUGGUCCCGAAAUCGAAGAAUGUUCAUCGAUUGCAGUGACUAACCGGUUAUCGAAAAUUCCAGUUCGCCAGUAACUAUUAAAAUACUUAACAUUGUAUAUUAUUGGACAUACAUAGAUCUGUCGCAUAUUUACGUAUAAAUUACGAAAAACGAAACCGGCUUAGAAACGCGAGUAAAAUCCGAAAUUUAAAUCGGAUUUUAGGAGUUCCUAGUGUGUAUGAUCAAUUUUGGUCGACUUCGAUGACCACACUUUGACAAUUUACUUUGGGAAUCAGGUGUUUGUAAAAGCUUCUGGACAUGUAUUGUUUGGAUAUUGACUGCUAAUAUUUGCAUCGUAGAGAUAACAAACUACCCUUAGAGUUAAAAGUCAGUCAGCUGUAACGGCACGUGAUAAGUAUUACAAUCACUUGUCAGGCACGUUAUUGUGCCGUAAAGUUCUGUUUACUUAUUACGCCUUCCACAUUGUAUGCCCGGGAAUAGACAAUUUGUUUUAGAAAAUUGAAUAUCGAUAACAUUUGUAUUGCAAAGCCUGAACAAGUUAAUGAAAAGCUAGCUCUAUUCUCUUCACAUUGAAGUAAAUGUAUAUAAUAGCGUUUCUGUACGACAUAUCAGUGUGAAACCAACUCAACUGCUUCAAACGAAUAACAGAGGCAUUAGCAAAAAACUCGGAUACGGGUAGCACGUAGCCUGUUUCUGUCCCACCGGAAACACCACAACCAGCCCACAUCGCAGAUUGUUUAUUAUCCUCAUUAAUGUCAUUAUGAUAAUAAAAACAGGAUUAAUUGGGACAAUAUUGUCGGUAUCGUUUGUACCACAAAAACGGAAACAAAUCCACGCACUUCAAAGUGGUAUUGCCCU
Messenger RNA from Anopheles darlingi, 1954 nucleotides. Its product is annotated as sperm acrosome membrane-associated protein 3-like. Gene Ontology annotation, molecular function: lysozyme activity. Lineage: Eukaryota; Metazoa; Arthropoda; Insecta; Diptera; Culicidae. The record is from RefSeq and is a predicted model, not a curated record.